AUGAACUCGAAGUGGCUCCCCCUAGUGUGUUGUGUUGUCGUUUUACAACACUACGCGACACUUGUUAUCGUGAACGUCUCCCAACUGCUGCUGCUGCUGCUGCGGGGUUUCACAUCUCACGUGUCUUCGAUAUUUUUUGCGUGGCAGGGUCACAACCAACACAAGCGGGCGUCUCACAGCGCAUAUAACAUCAAUGAAAUGCUCCUGUUUAGAUACUGUCGAUGUCUUACUCAAUUUGGUCCCGUUUUGCCUCGAAGACCCCAAGCGUCUACCGCUGCAGCUUGGUGUGCGAUUCGCCUAGUGGGUGGCAGCAGCAGCAGCAGCAACAACAAGGACCAGAGAUGGGAGCACCCAAGACACAGUCCAAGCUGGAGACAAGCCUUAGCGGGUCUUCUGGCUGGGACAGGAGCUGUGCUGGUUUACGGCCUCCACCAUCACAAGGCGCAACAGACCGACGCCGUUAACGUUCUGGUCAAAGCAAAGCCUGCCCAACUUCCCAUCUUCAGCCAAGAGGAGGUCACCAAGCACCGCAGUCUGCAAGAUGGCGUGUGGGUCACUUACAAAGGCGCCGUCUACGACAUCACCGCGUUCGUCACAAUGCACCCCGGCGGGGACAAAAUUCUUCUGGCGGCAGGCGGGGCCCUCGAACCUUUUUGGGCUCUCUAUGCGGUGCACAACCAGGAGCACGUGCUGGACAUCCUCUCUGAAUAUAAGGUUGGCGAGUUGCGAGCAGAGGAUCAGAAGAAGCAGCAGAGUGUGGCGUCAUCCGAUCCGUACUCGUCUGACCCCGAGCGACAUCCCGUGCUGCAGGUCAACAGCCUGAAGCCCUUCAACGCAGAGCCGCCUCCCGAAAUCCUCUCGGACAGCUACGUCACGCCCUCCGCCAUCUUCUUCAAGAGGAACCACCUGCCCGUUCCUUGGGUGGACCCGUCGUCAUAUGAGCUGCAGGUGGACGGCCUCCCCGGAGGAGCUCUCAAGCUCUCCUUGGAGGACUUAAAGAGCCGCUUCCCUAAGCACACGGUCACGGCUACGCUGCAGUGCGCGGGCAACCGGCGCUCCGAGAUGAACGCGAUCAAGCAGGUGAAGGGACUGAACUGGGGCAUCGCCGCCAUCAGCAACGCCAAGUGGGCCGGUGCUCGCCUCCGGGACGUGCUGCUGGAGGCCGGCUACAGUCCGGACGUGGCGCGGUGGGCUCGCCACGUACAGUUCGAGGGGCUGGACAAAGACGUGACGGGGACAACCUACGGCGCAUCUAUCCCUCUCAACAAGGCAAUGAGCGAGGAAGGCGACGUGCUGCUGGCUUACGAGAUGAACGGCGAACCUCUUCCGGCGGACCACGGCUUCCCGCUGCGAGUGGUGGUUCCCGGAACGGUGGGCGCCCGGAACGUCAAGUGGCUGUCCAAGAUCACGGUGAGCGCGGAGGAGAGCAGCAGCCACUGGCAGCAGAACGACUACAAGGGCUUCUCGCCCGCCACCGACUGGGACACAGUCAACUUUAAGUCGGCUCCGGCCAUCCAAGAGCUGCCCGUCCAGUCGGCCAUCACCGCGCCCGCGAAUGGCGCGGUGGUCUCCCGCGGCGACGAAGAGGUGACUGUGAAGGGCUACGCGUGGAGCGGCGGAGGACGGGAAGUGGUGCGCGUGGACGUGUCGCUGGACGGAGGGAAGACGUGGCAGGUCGCCCAGCUGAGGAACAGCGACAGGGGCCGACUUCCGGAACCUUCGCCCCCGCCAGGGAGAGCCUGGGCCUGGAAGCUGUGGGAGCUCACGGCCCCUCUCCCCCCGGAGGCCCAGCAGCUGGAGAUAGUCUGCAAGGCCGUGGACAACAGCUACAACAUGCAGCCCGACACGGUUGCUCCCAUCUGGAACCUGAGAGGGGUGUUGAGUAACGCCUGGCACAGGGUGAAGGUGACUAUCAGUGACGAUAAAGAAUAGACUUCAGAAGACUGUUGUUUGAUGCCCAAUGAUGACGACCUGGGUGUGUACCUCCCUCAAACAACGUGCAUAACUUUUUGAGUCUGUGACUGUGCCAACUUGAUAUGAUCGUGCAGACAUGUUGUCUGUGGAAUUUGGAAGUUUUAACAAAGGUAAGCCGUUUUAGCAUUUAGUCAACAUCUUUGAUGUCCACCUUAACUUCCAUGUACUAGUACGCUCUUUGUCCGCACUAGUGAACCAGCGUGGCUUAGGUGGUAGAGUGUCUUACUAGUGAGGAGGACAAGAGUCCUAGUGAGGAGGACAAAGAGUACCGGCACACGGAGCUAAAAAUGGAUCUCAAUCAGUACAGUAUAAAUGCUCAAACAGCUUUCCAAAAGUCCGUCACACUUUGGUCUUGAGUGCAAGUGGUCAAUUGUAAAAUUUGUAUUCGUAGCAAUAAUGAUCUAUUUUUUUUUUGUCUUACUGAAGCUUUGCUAACUCCUUGAAUUAAAAAAAAAAAGUGUUAACUAAUGAUGUGAUUUGAGAGCUAAUUUAUUUUAAUGAAAGACUAAACUGUUGCGUAAAGCAUGGCUUCGCUGUCAUUUUGGCUCUGGUCUUGCCAGCUGAAAUGAUCAUGUGUCGAUAAGAAGAGAACACAGCGAUGAUAUUAAUUAAGGAGAUGUCCAUUAUUGUAUCAAAAAUCAUAGGAAUAUUAAACAUCGAUAGUUGCUCCCUUUUUAAAGUUGGAAUUAUUUCAAAGAAUCAUGGAUUAUCGAAACAUUGAUCAGUGAAAGAUUCUGACUGUGGAUUGAUUACCAGUCAAAUCAACACUGGAAUAUAUACAGCAGCUAUAUUUUGAUGGGAAAUGUUCAUUAUCA
Molecule: messenger RNA, 2789 nt
Organism: Phycodurus eques (leafy seadragon)
Lineage: Eukaryota; Metazoa; Chordata; Actinopteri; Syngnathiformes; Syngnathidae
Gene: suox
Product: sulfite oxidase
Exons: 6
Coding region: 1-1932 (643 amino acids)
Cellular component (GO): mitochondrion
Molecular function (GO): oxidoreductase activity; heme binding; molybdenum ion binding
Source: RefSeq, a predicted model, not a curated record